AUGAACACAUCUCCAGAUAAUUGCACUGCAAAAUGCUCACAUUACUUUCUGUACAUUCUGUUCAGGAUACCGCGAAGACAAGUAAAAUUUAUUGGUACGAUUAGAUUUGCGUCACGAAGUUGUCAUCUGGGCAAAGAGCAGUGCAGACGUGAUGAUCUCGAGGCAUGGGUUUACAUGCUUAUCGAAUUCACACAAUACGCCAUUUUGCCGUGGUCGAGAACAAUCAAUCGCGAGACGGUUCUUCGCGAAAAACAACGUUUAUUUAAUGGAAAAUGUUCGUCAUUGCACCGUCGCUUUCAUUAG
Anisakis simplex (herring worm) is the source of this 303-nucleotide messenger RNA. The record is from the annotation of a GenBank genome assembly. NCBI's taxonomy places the organism in Eukaryota, Metazoa, Nematoda, Chromadorea, Rhabditida, Anisakidae.